AAUUUCGUCAGUUUGGGCAAACAGGGGCUUGGACUUUGGUCCAUAUUUAUCUUCAAAUUGUUAGUGUCCUACCUGUCUUCACGACUUCAUUUGUGAAGUGCACCUUGAAGAUAUUGACUACUUCGUACAGUUUAUGCUGAGUCAUGGUGUUGUCGAAGUUCUUUGAGACGCUCCCUGAGGGGUACGGCUACGUAGUGUUCGCUGGCACGGGCAGCAUCUUCGUCAACAUGUGGAUGGCCAUCAAUGUUGGCAGAGCUAGGAAGAAGUUUGAGGUUCAGUAUCCCGACAUGUACAGCGCCACAUCUAAGGAGUUCAACUGUAUUCAGAGAGUUCACCAGAACACAUUAGAAUCGUAUCCCCAGUUCCUCAUGCUACUGUUUGUUGGAGGGCUCCAGUACCCUAAAAUCAGUGCAGCAGCAGGAGCUGUGUAUCUGGCAAGCAGAAUUGCUUAUGCCCUCGGCUACUACACCGGAGACCCUGAGAAGAGGAGAUGGGGAGCGUUUGGCCAUUUUGCAGAGCUGGUGCUUCUAGGCAAUGUGGUGUCCUUGGCUGCCCACCAGCUGGGCUGGGUCGGCAGUGGCCAUUGUCGUAUGAGAUUUUGAAUGUGAUGAUGUAUAACGCCACUGAGAAGGAAGGGUGCCUUUUAGACAUGAAGAAUGACAAUUGUCUAUAGGUUGUCAAGUCGCUAAUACUAAUAGCAGUGGCGCACAUUGCCUCACCAUGACCGUGCACACAAGGAUUCUAGGAGCUAGGAUGGGUAAACCUGAAAAAUAUGAAAUCCACGGGAAGACACCCAAGUCCUUGAUUGAAAGCUUUAUCAUGUUUAAAUUCCAAUGAAAAAAUGCUUUAUUUUGAUUACUUCUUUUUUUAAAAUAGUGAAAUGACUAAUUGAUGCUGUGUAUAAAUCAACCUAUUUGAAGUUACGAAUCAUAAUCUUUAUUUGUUACAAUUCAGGUAUUGUGUGUGUUAAAUGUUAGAGCAUAGGAUUAGGUCAGAAAGAAACAUUUUGGUAUUUCUCUGAAAGUCCCUGUACGGAUAGUCUUGUGAAUGUCAUUAGACGUGCCACGUGUUUGAGCACCCUCAGUGAUUGUUAGGUGUGUGUGUCCUCUGUGUGUACGCUGCAGACAAGUCCAUUGGCUCCAUUUCGGCUGUAGUAGAUGCAAACUAGUAACCUUGUGUUGGGUUUUCUUUUACACCUUGUCAAGUUUUGGGAGAAGGAAUUAAUAAUGAAAUAAUUUUGAAGUACUUAUGUCAAUUUCCAGAUAUGUUUGGAUGAAAUUGUCCUAUUUCUGUGACAUUUGUUAAGAUUUUUGUAUAUUUAUUUUGGACUCAUUCUUCAAAUUUUGACUGUCCAAAAGAGUGAAAAUCAGGCUUGUUUCACCAUUGAACAAUACUUGUCAUUGUUUUGCAGCAUGGACCAAUAAAGUGUGUCUGUAUGCACAA
Haliotis rubra (blacklip abalone) is the source of this 1443-nucleotide messenger RNA. Its product is annotated as microsomal glutathione S-transferase 3-like. Lineage: Eukaryota; Metazoa; Mollusca; Gastropoda; Lepetellida; Haliotidae. Gene Ontology annotation, molecular function: glutathione peroxidase activity; glutathione transferase activity. The record is from RefSeq and is a predicted model, not a curated record. The coding region runs from base 144 to 602 and encodes 152 amino acids. Gene Ontology annotation, cellular component: membrane; endoplasmic reticulum; nuclear envelope. The transcript has 7 exons.